UAAAGCACAGAGAAUAUCAGCUGGCUAACAGGCUCCUGCUGCUGGAGUGGACAGUGUCCUUCGCCUGCACACUGAAUCACGUCUUGAAUAGCCGCUCUGUUGGUUUAUUUGAUAAAUAUGUCUACUACUACCGGUGGCGGAGAGUUCGGCAAUCCUCUGCGAAAGUUCAAGCUCGUCUUUUUAGGCGAGCAAAGCGUUGGGAAGACUUCUCUGAUCACCAGGUUUAUGUAUGACAGCUUUGAUAACACCUACCAGGCAACAAUUGGCAUUGACUUUCUAUCAAAAACCAUGUACCUAGAAGAUCGUACGGUUCGGCUGCAGCUGUGGGACACUGCAGGGCAGGAGCGCUUUCGUAGCCUCAUACCCAGCUACAUCCGUGACUCCACUAUUGCUGUAGUGGUGUAUGACAUCACCAAUCUUAACUCAUUCCAGCAAACUUCAAAAUGGAUAGAUGACGUCCGAACAGAGAGGGGAAGUGAUGUCAUUAUCAUGCUGGUUGGCAACAAAACAGACUUGGCUGAUAAAAGACAGAUCACCACGGAGGAGGGCGAGCAGAGGGCUAAGGAACUGAAUGUCAUGUUCAUUGAAACCAGUGCAAAAACUGGCUACAAUGUCAAACAGCUUUUUAGACGUGUUGCUGCAGCCUUGCCUGGGAUGGAUAGCGCACCAGAGAAAAGCAAGGAGGACAUGAUUGAUAUCAAACUGGAGAAAUCUCCAGAACUGCCGGUGACUGAGAGCAGCUGCUCAUGCUAGUAACCACUCCAGACUCUCACCAGCUCGGCCUCCUCCCCACCAACAGCUUGUCUCUCAGUGGCCCUGUGCCAUUAGUCAGAGCCUUUUAUUUCCCCUUGACUCAGUGACUUUUCGGAGUAACCGUGUGGAUGUGCUAUUACUCUGUAUUACAACAGAUUAUCAAAAAUAUAUAUGUUAAAGGAAAAACAGUAAAGAAAUUUAAGCAUAGGUUAUACCCUCAUUGGAUUCAUAUCUAUUCUGACUGCAUGGCAUUGUGUAUGAUUGCGGACUGACACGGCUCAACUGCUCUUCUCUUGCACUUUUAUUUUUUGAACAUCAGUGCCGUCAUGCUCAUCAUUAUCCGUUUGUUUCAGAUUACCUAACUCUCUUACGUUGGACCAAGAUCCUCAUCUCAUAACACCUUGCUAUUUUAUUGGAGUGAACAGAAAGGCAAUGGCAAACUAAAUAGCAUUGUUUUAUUGAUUAACUGUAAGCAUACAUCACUGAUGAUUUUUAACAAUUAGUUGUGGUUUUUUUUUUUUGUUGUUGUUUUUGUCUUUCAUAUGACAGUAGAAGGGCCAGUUCUGACAUGGAUAUUGAGGGAUCUCUUCUAGCUUUGGAUGAUUGUGAGGGUAAAAAGUCUCAUGAUGUGUUUUUAAAAAAGCCUAAACAAACUUGUAAUUGAAUGUUAAUGAAUUUGGUGCUCGGGAUCAGUACAAUUAGGGUUUUGUUUCAGGGUAUAGGUGUUGGCCAAAGAAGACUUGAUAUCAAUAGGAUCAUUUUAGACAUACCUCUGCAUUUUGGUCAAAUGCUACAUCUCUUUCACCCUUUUUACACACAUCAUGGAGUUUAAAUGCCCCUAGCUGGGGGUGAAAAGCUGUGGAUAUACAUUCGGAAGAUAUUCUAGAUACUUGGGUUCUUUAAACACGCACCCUGUAUUAUAACUACCCAUAAACUGUAAUUAUGAAGCGUAAUUAAUGAAUACUUGGAUCGUACCUGGUUGGUUUCUUGGAAGCAAGGAGAUGAUUACACACUAGUGGGUGUACUGAAUUUCAGCAGCUGCAUCUGGAGUGUGUGCGUGCGCACGUGCGCUCUCUGCACUCUUCUCGUCUUGUGUUCAGUAAACCAUUGCAGGACCAGCAUGUUAUCUAAGGGCGGUUUAAACAGAAAAGGCACCAAAUCACAACAUUGUGGUUUAGAGAGGCCUGCUGAUUUGCAUAAAGUUACAGAGGUUGAGUAUGUGGAGUUUUCCCCCUUAUGCACAGCUAUCGCUUAGCGUAAAGAACCGUCUUGAAGAGUUUAACCAUGUGUUGCUAAUGCUCGUUUUAAGACUGUUGGUUUUAUAUGUUAAUUUAUUUAUCUCACUAAGAACAGAAAAUGUGUCUGUGUGCUUGGCCUAAAUGGCAGUUCUUAAACACUUGGGGAAACAGUCAGUUGAUUUAUGGCUUGCAUUUCUGCUUUGGCUACUGUACCACAGAGACCUGCGCUAUGCUCAUUUUCUCUCAGUUGUAUGCUCUGUGUGUAGUUUUAAGGAUCUGGCGAGACUGGAUCUAUAGUUGUGUACAUGCACUUAAAUGUACAUUCUUUGACAGCACCACUACACAGCAAGCUUGUUUUUUUGAAAUCUUAGCAUUUGACAUUGUUUGGAUAUGUAAGUAUUUAAUUACAAGAAACAUCUCUCCUGAACAGCUGUACACUUAUUGUCACUGAUUGAAUACUCAGCUGUGUGCUAUUCUGAAGUGUGUUUGUCUGUUUGAAAUAUGCUGUCUUACUAGUGUUUAGCUAAAUUUAUGUGGGAAAAAAAAAUGCAUUCUCUGCUGUAAAAAAAAAAAAAGAAAAGUGAAAGCAACACUGAAGUGUAUCACAUGAAAUAAAGAGAUUUCACCAAGCAUUCAUCUUGA
Neoarius graeffei (lesser salmon catfish) is the source of this 2633-nucleotide messenger RNA. RefSeq names its product RAB41, member RAS oncogene family (gene rab41). Gene Ontology annotation, molecular function: GTP binding; GTPase activity. The transcript is spliced from 8 exons. Lineage: Eukaryota; Metazoa; Chordata; Actinopteri; Siluriformes; Ariidae. The coding region runs from base 118 to 753 and encodes 211 amino acids. The record is from RefSeq and is a predicted model, not a curated record.